Molecule: messenger RNA, 624 nt
Organism: Penicillium cataractarum
Lineage: Eukaryota; Fungi; Ascomycota; Eurotiomycetes; Eurotiales; Aspergillaceae
Product: DsbA family protein
Exons: 5
Coding region: 1-624 (207 amino acids)
Source: RefSeq, a predicted model, not a curated record
AUGUCGGUCCCUCCUAAAUACGCAGGCCUUAAGCUCCUCCGGGGAACCCCGCAGGAGACACAGCAUACACUUGAAAUAUUCUUGGAUUAUGUGUGCCCGUUCUCUGCUAAGAUGUUCAAUACAUUCUAUGCCGGGGGUCCUUCGGUUGCCCAGCAGUAUGGCUCUCGGCUUCAAGUAAUCUUCCGGCAGCAAAUCCAGCCCUGGCACCCAUCGUCCACCCUCACCCACGAAGCAGGCGCAGCUGUCCUUCAAUUGGCCCCCGAGAAAUUCUGGGAAUUCAGUGCGGCCCUGUUCAAGCACCAGAAGGAGUUCUUCGACGUGAACGUGGUGAAUGAAACACGUAACAAAACCUAUGAGCGCCUGGCCAAGAUUGCAGGAUCGGUCGGAGUGGACGAGCAAAAGAUCCUUGCCCUGCUGGUGAUCCCCGAAACUCCUGCUAGCCCGGAUGCAUUGAAUGUGGGAAACCAAGUGACCAACGACAUCAAAUGGAUGACCAAGGCAAACCGAGUGAUUGGAGUCCAUGUCACGCCGACCGUCUUUUUCAACGGGGUGGAAGAGCGUGGAAUCAGCAGUAGCUUCACAGAGGCUCAAUGGGGAGAAUGGCUGGCAAAGAAUGUGGUUUGA